AUGAACAACUACCCCCUUCUUAUUAGCUUCGUCAUAGCCCUCUCCUACGCUCUGCCCAUCCUGAUUGCCGUGGCCUUCUUAACUUUAGUAGAGCGUAAAAUCCUCAGCUACAUGCAAGGCCGAAAAGGCCCAAACGUAGUAGGUCCCUUUGGGCUUCUCCAACCCAUAGCAGACGGAGUGAAACUGUUCAUCAAAGAACCAAUUCGCCCAUCUACUUCCUCUCCAGUUCUCUUUGUCACGACCCCCAUACUAGCGCUUCUCUUGGCCAUCUCAAUCUGAGCACCUCUCCCACUCCCAUUCCCCCUUGCCGACCUCAACCUAGGACUUUUAUUCCUACUAGCCAUAUCAAGCUUAGCAGUCUAUUCCAUUCUAUGAUCGGGAUGGGCCUCUAAUUCUAAAUACGCAUUAAUUGGUGCGCUACGGGCAGUAGCUCAGACUAUUUCAUAUGAAGUUACACUAGCAAUUAUCCUCCUCUCCAUUAUCCUUCUUAGCGGCAACUACACCCUAGGAACCCUUGCGAUUACGCAAGAACCCCUAUACCUAAUUUUCUCCUGCUGACCACUUGCAAUAAUAUGAUACGUCUCUACCCUCGCCGAAACAAACCGUGCCCCCUUCGACCUAACAGAAGGAGAAUCCGAACUAGUCUCAGGCUUUAACGUAGAAUACGCAGCGGGUCCUUUCGCGUUAUUCUUCCUAGCCGAAUACGCUAACAUUAUAUUCAUAAACACGCUUACUGCAAUCCUAUUCUUCAACCCAAGUCUUCUUAACCUACCUCAAGAACUUUUCCCCGUAGUACUAGCCACCAAAACUCUGCUUCUUUCUGCAGGUUUCCUAUGGAUUCGUGCAUCUUACCCUCGAUUCCGAUACGACCAACUCAUGCACCUCCUAUGGAAAAACUUCCUACCCCUCACACUGGCUCUAUGCCUAUGACACACAAGCCUGCCCAUUUGCUAUGCAGGUUUACCCCCAUACCUAUAG
Molecule: messenger RNA, 978 nt
Organism: Malurus melanocephalus (red-backed fairy wren)
Lineage: Eukaryota; Metazoa; Chordata; Aves; Passeriformes; Maluridae
Product: NADH-ubiquinone oxidoreductase chain 1-like
Exons: 1
Biological process (GO): aerobic respiration
Cellular component (GO): membrane
Molecular function (GO): NADH dehydrogenase activity
Source: RefSeq, a predicted model, not a curated record